AUGACGAUCUCAAAGAACAACAAGAUGAUGCAGCACAUCAAUUACAAGAUGAAAGUAAUUGUGCAGGACAAUCGAACCUUCAUUGGCUACUUUAAAGCUUUUGACAAGCAUAUGAACGUCAUUUUGUCUGAUUGUGAAGAACUUCGUCGUGUGAGGACAAAGACUGGUGGAAAGAAACCGGUCAAUGAAGAAGAGAAGCGAAUUCUUGGUCUUGUACUUCUUCGAGGAGAUAAAAUAAUUUCCAUUUCGGUUGAGGGGCCUCCAGCGCGUGAUGAUUCUGGAGUUCAGAUGCCUCGUGCUGGAGGACUUGGGGGAGCUGGACAGGCGAAGAGUGCUGGACGUGGUGUUCCUCCUAUGGGUGGUGGAAUGAUUCCUCCAGGGCCUGGAAUGCCGUCGGUGCCGCAUGGACUUCAAGGGGCUGUUCGUGGUAUUGGUGGACCUGGGAUGGGAGCAAUGCAGCCUGGUUAUAAUAUGUUGGAUGGUCCUCCAAGAUUCUAAAUGAAGAGAGAGCUUAAAGAUGGAGAGAAUCUGUUGAAAAAAAUUUUUGGAAAAUGUUCUAAAAGAACUCUUAUAAUAUUUUGGUUGUCUUUUUCUCUUUAUUGUUUUAUUUAUGAUCAAAAAAUUUCUCUUUUUUGGGAUUAAAUAUGUGAUGAAAACACUUGGAAUUUUUAUUUUUUAAUUUAAAAUUUGUUCU
Molecule: messenger RNA, 694 nt
Organism: Meloidogyne enterolobii
Lineage: Eukaryota; Metazoa; Nematoda; Chromadorea; Rhabditida; Meloidogynidae
Source: the annotation of a GenBank genome assembly